Molecule: messenger RNA, 728 nt
Organism: Heteronotia binoei (common prickly gecko)
Lineage: Eukaryota; Metazoa; Chordata; Lepidosauria; Squamata; Gekkonidae
Product: neurotoxin BM10-1-like
Exons: 3
Coding region: 99-449 (116 amino acids)
Source: RefSeq, a predicted model, not a curated record
CAGAGCACAAAUCUACUCAGUCUGUGGUUCCCAUCAUUGAUUGCAAGACUGUUGCAGUUUUUCCCCAUCUACUAAUUACUAAGUUUUGAAGACCUCAGAUGGUCUUAACUCAGCAGUCUGGAACCAAGAAACAAAACAUGCACAAGAUUCUGACAAUAGGAUUCUCAGUUCUCCUCUUUCUGGAUGCUGCUGCCUCUUAUUUAUGCAUUUAUUGUCAUGAUGUUCAAGAGGAUAACACUUGUACUCAUCCGGAACAAACUUGCCAAGCAGGAUUGUGGAGAUAUUGCUUCAGUCAAAAAGUUAUACGUGGUGGGAUCACAAUGGUGACCCGAGGCUGCAGUUCCACUUGUCGUAGCAUUAAGUCCAAUACCCAAGAAGAACAGAUGUUGUGCUGUGAGAAAAACCUAUGCAACAAACAUGAUCUCUGGAGAAAAUACAAAAAAGGUUAAAAGUCUUUCGCAGUCUACUGGAUUCCCCCCACUCCUAGCCUUUGAUCGGAUAUCUGAACAACCCGUAUCAGGAAACACCCAACAUUCUACCAGUUCUGCUCUAACCAGCUAUAUCAUCAUAGUGAUUAGUGAGAUUUUGAUAGAUGAUCCGCUCUACAGUGCUAUUGAUUACACCAAUGUUGCACUACCAUUGAUUGUUUAGUGAAAGGGAUCCUCCCUAAAGGUAGUCUAUGUAUCUUCACAAUUUUUUUUUUAAAAUAAACUUUCUAUACAGCUGAA